Messenger RNA from Myxocyprinus asiaticus (Chinese sucker), 5137 nucleotides. RefSeq names its product butyrophilin subfamily 1 member A1-like. NCBI's taxonomy places the organism in Eukaryota, Metazoa, Chordata, Actinopteri, Cypriniformes, Catostomidae. The coding region runs from base 181 to 1686 and encodes 501 amino acids. The record is from RefSeq and is a predicted model, not a curated record. Gene Ontology annotation, molecular function: protein binding. The transcript has 9 exons.
AAGGUGUGCAGAAUUAGAAAGUGAAAGUAAAUGAUGUGAAAAUACCAGCGCGUUUAUUCUCUGAGAUUGGUUUUAAUCUUUCAGAUAUUACUGUAUUACAGUAUUUAAUGUGUUACGGCUGAGUUCAUCCACAUUAAACAGGAUAUUUGAAUUGAUGGAGGACAUCUUUUUGUCUGCAGUAUGAUAUCGGUUAUAAUUGUCGGGUUUCUGCUGAUUCUCCUCAUAGAAGCUUCUGUGUCGUUGGUUGUUGUAGUACCUGAAGAUGAGAUAGCGGGUCAGGUGGGAUCUACAGUCACUCUCCCCUGCUGGAUCGCUCCUCCUCAGAAUGCUGAAGGUCUGGAGAUUCGCUGGUAUCGUCCAGAACACUUCAACACUCCUGUUCUCUUCUAUCGUGAUGGGAAGAUCCAGGACAUCCAGGAGGAACAUUACAGGAACCGGAGUUCUCUGGGCCUGCGCUCAGCACAGUCUGGAGGACUGAAGGAUGGAGAUGUUUCUCUGCGGCUUGACAAACUUACAGCUCAGGAUGAAGGUGUUUUUCAUCUUUAUCUCAAAGGAGAUAGCACAUUUGAUGGCCAAGUCAUGACUCUCAACAUCACUGCUUUAGGAUCCAUACCUGUCCUGUCCCAGAGAGCUGUAUCUGGAGAUAAGGUGAACAUGAGCUGUAGAUCCAGUGGCUGGUUUCCAGAGCCAAACGUCAGGUGGAUGUCAGAUGACAGAAGACUUCUCUCUCCUGGACAAGUGUCUGUCAGUCGUGCAGCAGAUGGGAUGUUCUCUGUCCAGAGCUGGACGAUCGUCUCUCCCUCUGAUACUCAACUCAUCUCCUGUUUACUGGCACUCAACACUGGACAACACAGAGAAGGACGGAUUGACAUCACUGACAUCAUCUCUUUAGAGGUCACAUCCGGUCCAUGGAAGGCACUUUUUAUCAUCUUUCUCAUUUGUGCUCUGUUGGGUUUGGCUGCUUUUAUCGUAUACAAAUACAGAGAGAAAUUAACAGUGAAGAAGCCAUCUGAACAACCUUGUGAGGAUGGAGCUAUGGGGAAUAUGAGAGAAGAAAAUGUUGUGUUGAACAUCAAUAUGGAAGAACUGAGAAAAGAUGCAGUUAAUAUCACUCUCGACCGUGAGACUGCUCAUCCAGGUCUGAUGAUUAAUAAAGAUCUCAAAAUAGUGAGAGAUGCUUCAGGAUAUGUGCAGAAGAACGAGGGAUUUCCAUAUGAAUUAUGUGUAUGUGGAGCACAAAAAUUCAGUUCUGGUCGUCAUUAUUGGGAGGUUGAUUUGGCACAAAACAAUUUCCCUCCCAAAGAUUACUGGUUAAUUGGUGUGCAGAAAGAUGGUAAUUGUUCUUCAACAGACAAAAGUCGUUUAACUCCAUCAGAUGGUUUCUGGUUCUUGUGUUCAGAUGGUGCAAAUGGUUUUCACACUAACACUGAUCCACAGAUAACUCUGUCACUGUCCUCCAGACCUGAGCGAUUGGGUGUUCUGUUAGAUUAUGACAACGCUCGACUGUCUUUUUACAACGCUAAACACUGUCAACAUCUCCUGACCAUCAACACCAAAUUCUCUGGAGUACUUGUUCCUCUAUUUAAUCCAGGUGUAGGAGAUAAGAGCAGUCUUAAAAUACUGGAUGUUUCAGUCGAAUCACCUGAUUCUAGUCAGCCAUUACUGGGUAAUUACUCAGAAGCUUGACUGAAUCCACUCACUAAUUCUUGAGUACAAAACAAGCUACAAGUAGAGAAUAUACUCAAUAUUUCAAUAUUUAUAUUGUAUGGGAUAUUUCUUGAUAUUUGCUCUGAUAGGGCUAUGGGAAACAGGAAGUAAAUCACAAUCACAUGAACAAUGGUGAGUGUGACACGGAGGUUUUCUUUUUUUUCUAAAUAUUUAAUUUCUGCUCCAUUGAUGGUUAGGUAUAGGGUUGGGGUUUGGGCACCAUUGGGUUACCUUUACUGGUAAAUGUACUUUAUCACAUGUGAUAUUCACACAUGCAACGAAUUUCUGUGAUUUUUGUGUUUUGCUAGUACCAUUCACACAUUCUGAACAUGUGUGGUCGGUAAUGUUGGAGAUGUUUUCAGUUUUUGGGCAAAUGUUUACAUUUAUGCAGUUGCUCGAGACUCAACAACAUCGUAUAUGACGACUUUAAAUAAGAGAACAAAAUUCUGUCGCUAGCAUCCGAAGGCGAGACGUACGGUGAACAUAUAUCGCUAUAAAGAGGUCUGUGCCUUCCCGAAGGAGACUGGCGAGCUGUCGGCAGAUUUCUUCAUCCGCUCGGCUUGUACAUGAGUGUCUAUAAAAUACAAUUAAGCGCAAUUAUUUUCAUCAAAUCGUAUUUGUAACGCAAGUAAGAACAGAAAUAGUUCAUCACUUCAUAACAGGAAAAUGUGAUUGUGAUUAUUGUGAUGGGUCACAUCAACACUGCUCAGUAGCACCUCUAUAUGUGCUUUGCAGUGACACUGAAUGGAUUUCAAAAACAGAAAAAUGUGAAUAAUUUAGUUUAAUAUUUCAUAUACAUCACUGUUCCAUUAUAAGUGCUCUUGGUGAGUGAAAUCCUUUAUUUACAUGUACAGCCUAAUCAUGCAUACCAUAGAGCACAAAUUAUGAUUAAAAUGUGCAUAAUAUUAAACGUACAAUAGUUCAAUUAACAUCUAGACUUUUUUAUUAUCAUUACAGCAAUGCGGCCCGCGGCACCUUAUUUUUCUGAAUUUGACCCACAACCGAAAACAUUUUGACACCCCUGGGGCAGGUAAUAAUAUACACAGUUAAAAUCACUUUUGGUGCCAAUCUGUGUAUAUUUCACCCCGAAACAGGAACUCACAUGUACAUAGUGUAUCCUCUGAUCUGUAGAGUGGCUUUUUCUGUCUAAAAGACGUCAUUUUGUAUUCAGUUUUAAUCAUUUUAAUUAUAUUUAGUAUCUUUUCAGUGAUAAUCUCAAAUAAACAUCCAUACGCCUCUCUCUCUCUCCAUACAGAUAUUUAUGUAUGAUUAUAUCUACACAUCGGCACUGAAUAGUGUGUCAUGCAAUACUCCAAUGAAAAUUAUUUGAAGCAAAUGCAUGUAAACAUUUUUCUAAUUCCAUACAUGUAGAUUUUAAGCUCAUAUUAAUUGAAGCAACUACAUGAAUUAUUUGGCUCAUUCUAUGUGCCGUUACUCACUUUCAGAAAAACAUCAGCUGUGAUGUACACAAUUUCUAUAGUAAACCAUACAUGUUUUGAAACAUUUAUCUGUAACUUGGAAUUGUAAAAAUGACAAUUCAUAUUUUACUUUUUACAGCAUGAAAAUAUGCAUGCAGCUGACUAGAGACAUUUCAUAAUAAUAAUAAUAAUAAUAAAGAAAAUAUCUGAAAUCUAUUUGUUAUAAAAUAAAGUAUAUAUGUGAGAUUAAUUGAAAAAAGUAAAAAGUUAAUACAUUUUUAUAAUUUACAUAAAAAAUCAAUUGUUAGUCAAUGGAAAAAAUUAAUGGGAUUUUUGUGCUCUAUUACAUUUGAUGCAUUAUAUAGUACAUAUUAUACAUCCAGUCCUUGAAAUAUUAAUGUCAUGAGUUUUGAAUGCAGCCCAAUGAAUGAUUCUGCUUUUUCGUGCAUUAAGCACCAUCUUCAGGAAGACACCUUAAAAACUGAACGAUUGUGUGCAGGAUUUUAAGAUGCUGGUAUAACUCCCAAUAAAUGCGUCAUUUUGCACAUUGGACAAGAGCAUCAGGAUUAGAAAUAAUGUUUUGUAAAGAGUAAAGAUGCUUUUUUGUCAUGGUUUGGCAAACCUCAGAGAUAGCACACCAGUAUUACACAGGUGAAUAAAGAUAAACUAUAAUAAAUUAGAUACAAAAAUAUACAGUACUGUGCAAAAGUGAGAGGUUGUUGUAAAUAUGUAUAUUGCCCAUGGAUCAUUGAUAUAAUGGAGGUAGAUAGAUAUAUUGGUAUUAGUGCCAUAUCAGAGGGUGGUGAUGGGGUGACGAGUGAUGGCAGCUACAACACUAGGAAAGAAGCUGUGCUUUAGUCUGUUUGGGCUUUGUACCUCUUCCCCGAUUGCAGAGGGAUAAACAGACUGUCCUGGGUGGGUGUGGUCCUUGCAUAAACCGUGUCCAGGUCUGGCAGCUCAGAUCCUAUGAUCCGCUGUGCUGAUUUCCCUACACGAAGCAAUCUCUGCGGUUUUCCCCGGUGCAGCUGGCAUACCACACCGUGGUGCAGUGGGAGAGGAUGCUAUCUAUGGUGCUGUGGUAGAAGUUCACCAGGAGCUGUGUGGUUAGUUUGGCCUGCUUGAGUUUUCUCAAGAAGAAUAGCCUCUGUUGUUCUUUUUUCACCAGGUGGGAGGUGUUGAGAGACCAUGAGAGAUCUUUUGUUAUGUAGACUCUAUGGAACUUGAUGUCGUUCACACUCUCAACCUUCUCUCCGUUUAAGUGGAGGGGGAGAUGUGUGAUCUUCCUUGUUCUCCUGAAGUCUACAAUGAUCUCCUUGGUUUUAGUGGUGUUCAGGACCAGGUUGUUGUCCGUACACCACAACUGACUGACUUUGUCAAUAAAAUAAGGCAUUUGUGAUCAAGAAAAGAGUCAUGAAUUGUAUGUUAAGCAUAAAGCCUAGUUUGUUCAGUAUGUGACAAAUGUAAGUACAUAUAAAUAAGCAAUAUAAGAAAAUAUUAUGUUGGAGUGAGGGGAGUUGGAAAGCAGAAAGUGGGUGAAAAUGUCACUGUUCGAAUGUUUUCUUCUCCCCAUAAUUUGUCAUCUUGUGAUGUCAUUUUGCACAUGUAAAUUGUUAUCUAACCCUUUGUUUAGAUUUCCAUUUUUUAAUGCUGGAUAAUACAUUUUACAGAAUGUCAUUUUAUGUCCCUUGGAUAUUGUUUACUCGAGGUAAAUCUUGAAAAAGAAACAUUUUAUUUAGACCCAUUAGUCACAUUGAAUAUCGGUGCAUAUUAUCCAAGUUUUUAUGGCAGAUCUUUUCCUCCUAACCAUGCAGUGGUCAGUUCUUAAUUUGUUUAUUCUUGAUAAAUUCUUAAAACAAAGGCUAAUAUUUAAUAUUAUGGGGCAGAGAAAUACUGUUAGUAAUUAUACUUGUCAUAUGACCAUAUUACCAGACUGAUUUUCUCACAUUUUCUUAAUACCAACAUUUUAAAUAUUAUCCUUGCUAUAUCUCCCUACUAACUUUCAAACCAAACCU